Molecule: messenger RNA, 456 nt
Organism: Pistacia vera
Lineage: Eukaryota; Viridiplantae; Streptophyta; Magnoliopsida; Sapindales; Anacardiaceae
Product: secreted RxLR effector protein 161-like
Exons: 1
Coding region: 1-456 (151 amino acids)
Source: RefSeq, a predicted model, not a curated record
AUGACAAAUCCAGGAAUAGAACAUUGGGUUGCUUUAAAAUGGCUACUUAUGUACAUAAAUAGUACUGUGCAUGUUGGAUUAGAUUUUUGCAAGAGCAACACUUCACUUGAUUUGGUUGGGUAUGUAGACUCUGACUUUGUAGAUGAUCGAGACUUAAGGAAGUCUACAACAACCUACUACUUCACCCUAGGAGGCAACAGUCUACAACAACCACUGGUUGCACUGUCCACAACAAAAGUAGAGUAUGUGGUAGUAACUGAAGCAUUUAAGGAAGCAAUAUGGCUGCAAGGAAGCUUAAAAGAAGUAAAUUUGCUGGAUGGACUUGUGACUGUACAUUCUGAUAGUCAAAGUGCCAUCCACUUGAGCAAAAAGGACGAAGCAUGUGGAUGUGAAGUACCACUUUGUCCGCGACCUAAUCUUAAGAGGGAAACUAAAUCUGAUGAAAAUUCCAACUAA